AAAGUAAACCGCGACAUUCGUUUCUAUGCUAAUAUCGACUGUGUUUCGACUCGCGAACGUGUAAAUAAGGCGUAUCUAGUGCCAAAGGACAGUGUAGUGGCAAAAGAGUUACAAGACUUUAUUCAAAAUGUCGCUGGUUGGUGAAGAAUUUAUGCUCAACCAGCGCCUGUGAUCUGUUGUAAUAAGGAAAAAGAAAUAACUCGAAUGAAAGCUGUCAAACUUGGCCAACUAAAUUUAUAAACCAAUCCCAACACUUUGCUUUGGUCGCUACCGUGUAGUGAAUGUUUGUUUGGCAGUGAUUUGUGCGCAUAACGAGCGCUUCUGGUAAAAAAGUAAUGGAGCCCAACAAUCGGCCGAUCGCUAGCGAAGCGUACGAACGCAGCACCAUCUCGACAAACACAUUCCAGAUCUGGGAAACGACUGUGCGGUUGGCGCAGAUUCAAACGCUCAUCGAUAAACUUUGCCUCGCGACCUGUCCGGACGAGGCGAUGAUAUGCUUCCUGCAGGAAACGGACGGCCAGUCCAUGCUGGACAUUAUUUCCGACGAUGAAGAAGAAGACGACACGGAACCACAGCUACGCGGGAAGAGCUAUCUCAAGCGAAUGAUACAGGAUAUGUACACGCGGCCCCAGAUGAUCGGCACGGUAAAGAUGAUCCUGUACCACUGUCUGACGACGAUGGCCGAAAAGCUAACGCAGGACAUAAAGUUCCGCUCGGAAAAUGCGGAAUUCUUCGACGAUCUUGAACUGGUGCUAAGCCGCAUGACUGACGAGGCGGCCGAAACUACCAAGCGCGAAAUCAUGCAGUACUUGUCGAUUGCUAAGAAGCGGCUUGCCAAACGGAGGCGGGUUCGGGAUCAGCAACAACACCAGCAGCAACAACAGCACCACGAGCAGCAGGAAACUUCGUCAUCGUCGUCGUCGUCCUCGCCUACACCGUCGUCUUCUUCGGCCUCCUCUUCCUCGUCCACUACCCCGACGCUUGACUGUAAAGUUUCCCCACCCUUUGGGUCAUAGGAAGUCAAGGGUUGGUAGCAGAGGAAGGGCAUGGGCUGAAAGGCUGGGGCACAAUCCGUUUGCUUUCUGUUGAUUACUUCAGCAUUGAGCCAAGGAUGGAUUAGUUUAAUUAUUAUUUAUAUUUGCUACCUUCUUGAAUGGGAACGCAGCAAUCGUCGAUCGUGGAACCGCGAAGUAACGACAAUGGUCAACUGUAUGAGUCCUCCAAUGCGGAAGUUAAUAUAAUUAUUAUUUCGUUUACAUGAAUAAAUACUAUG
Messenger RNA from Anopheles moucheti, 1273 nucleotides. RefSeq lists its product as uncharacterized. The transcript is spliced from 2 exons. The record is from RefSeq and is a predicted model, not a curated record. Bases 336 to 1016 code for a protein of 226 amino acids. Lineage: Eukaryota; Metazoa; Arthropoda; Insecta; Diptera; Culicidae.